This is a messenger RNA of Drosophila serrata, 1162 nucleotides long. RefSeq names its product thioredoxin-related transmembrane protein 1-like. The record is from RefSeq and is a predicted model, not a curated record. NCBI's taxonomy places the organism in Eukaryota, Metazoa, Arthropoda, Insecta, Diptera, Drosophilidae. Gene Ontology annotation, molecular function: disulfide oxidoreductase activity. Gene Ontology annotation, cellular component: endomembrane system.
UUAAAAAGUCAAUAGGAAAACUGAAACCCAAAAACUACAAUUGUAGGAGAGAGCAGUCUGGAAGGUCACAAAUUUCUAAACUAAAAUUACAAAAUCGAACGGAAAGCAAGAAACUAAGACUAAAAAUGAUUUGGAAAUCACACCUUGUCGUGCUGGUUCUGCUGUUGGUGUCAGCGGAGCCGGCGACGGAUCAGGAUGAACUGCAUCUCGAUGGCCAGCUGAUUGAGCUGAACGAGGAGAAUUGGCAGGAGAUGCUGCAGGGUGAGUGGAUGAUCGUAUUCGUUGCUCCGUGGUGCCAGGCCUGCAAGGAUCUGGCUGUCACCUGGGAGCUUUUCGCCCAAAUGGCCACGGAUGACCCGGUGAAGGUGGCCAAAGUGGAUGUAACCACUGCACCCUCGCUCAGUGGACGCUUCUAUGUGACCGCCGUGCCAACGAUCUUUCAUGUCAAGGAUGCCGAGUUCCGUCAGUAUCGCGGUGCCGUCUAUGAUGCCGCCUUAUUCAAUUAUGUGAAGAAGGAGCUGUGGAAGGGCACACCACCACUGUCCAACUGGAUGAAACCCAAUGCCAUUAACAUGUCCAUUAUGGGGUUUUUCGCUAAGCUAUCCCACACCCUCAAGGACAUCAAGGCGUACCUGGAGGAGCAGUUCGGUCUUAGCGAUGGCGGAUCCUAUGUCGUGAUGGCCAUCGGAACUGUAUUCUUGGGCGCCACUCUGGGCUCAUUGCUCGUGUGGAUCAGGGACUUUGUGACUGGACCCAUACCCAUGGAUAGGGAAUGCCAGGGCUUCAGCGAAUUGGAAGAGAAACUUUUCAAAGAUUUGGAAAAUCUAGAUACCGAGGACUAUGACUAUUAUGCUAUUGCCGAAGAGCAGCAGGAGCAAAUUUUCGAUGAAGAGGAAUAUGUCGAGAUUGCGGAGUGUAUUGAGGCAGCGGAGGAAUUUGUUGAGGCACUGGAGCCGGAGUUGAACGGCGACUACAAUCCCAAGCUGGCCAAGUUCUUCCGCAAUUUUGCAACUGAAACGCCAGAGGAUAUAGAAAAGGCGCGCAUGCGCAAACUCCGCCGUCGCAGCAUCUAAGUGGAACAGGAUUUCUCCAGGACUAAACUAAGCAACAGAACAGAACUUAUAUAAAUACAGAACCUAAUAAAGAGUUUAAUCUAAACUGA